Eriocheir sinensis (Chinese mitten crab) is the source of this 783-nucleotide messenger RNA. RefSeq lists its product as uncharacterized. Lineage: Eukaryota; Metazoa; Arthropoda; Malacostraca; Decapoda; Varunidae. Gene Ontology annotation, cellular component: endosome; Golgi apparatus. The record is from RefSeq and is a predicted model, not a curated record. Gene Ontology annotation, molecular function: GTP binding; GTPase activity. The coding region runs from base 460 to 783 and encodes 107 amino acids. The transcript has 3 exons.
GUUAUCGGCGCCUUAUCUCACGGCCUCAAUUAAGACUCAUACCCCGCGCGUGCUGCAGCUUCACACACGCCCGCCGUCACUCCGUCUACGCCAACACACCAUAGCUAACUCACGUCCUCCGUCACGGCUCCGAGAUCGUGGCCCGAGGAUGCAGGAGCCGGUAGGGGUCGUCAGCAGAGAUCGAGACUUGGGGCCAGUUCGACAGUCCAACGCAGGGUCAUUGUAAGCGCCCCAACCAAGCUGUCUUCUCCACAGUACCACUCAAUACCAGAUACUAAUGAACUUUCCUGUAUAGUUUCGUAAAAUUUCCUCAUUUUUAUAGCAACGCCAAACACUAUACAAGGAACUUUCGUCGUAUUUUGUGUUUGGUUGGGAGCUUACAAACUUGCUGUAUUGGACUGUAAAACUGGCCCUUGGAGGCGUCCCUUGAGCCUCCUUCCCGUCCCUUGGUGAGCCGUGAUGGCGGUGCGCGGCUCGGCUCCCGGCGUGCUGAAGGUGCUGGUGGUGGGCGACAACAACGUCAACAAGGGACUCCUGCUGGCCAAGUUUGAGAACAGUCAGCAGCAGAACUUCCCCUUCGUGUCAACCAUCGGUCUUCCGUUCCGCGUGCGUGAGGUGCGGGUCGAGGGUCGGCUGGUGCGGCUACAGUUGUGGGACGCGGGCUGGGCCGAGGCGUGGGCGGCCCUCACGGCGCCCCCCCAGGACCCCCUCGCCGCCGCCGCGCUGCUCCUCGUGUACGACGUGACCCGGGAAGACACCUACGAGAGCGUCAGGACCUGGUGA